AUUUACAGUAAAUCAAUAACUUUGAAUAUAAGAAUGAGUAAUUAUAACGCUUAAUAUAUUGCAUUUAUUAUAAUAGAUUAAUCUAAAGUGUAUAUGGAGUUGUCCUCUAUUAGUUUUUCGCAUCUUCCAAAAUAUAAUAAAAUUCCUCCGAUUGCCAAUGAUGCCAGAAAGUUUAUGAUACUUAUGAUUAUCAAUAUGAUAUAACCAUUGCUGGAACAAAUAGAGCUGCUUUGAC
This is a messenger RNA of Paramecium octaurelia, 235 nucleotides long. NCBI's taxonomy places the organism in Eukaryota, Ciliophora, Oligohymenophorea, Peniculida, Parameciidae. The record is from the annotation of a GenBank genome assembly.